This is a messenger RNA of Biomphalaria glabrata, 3026 nucleotides long. RefSeq names its product general transcription and DNA repair factor IIH helicase subunit XPB-like. Gene Ontology annotation, cellular component: transcription preinitiation complex; transcription factor TFIIH holo complex; nucleotide-excision repair factor 3 complex. Gene Ontology annotation, biological process: transcription initiation at RNA polymerase II promoter; nucleotide-excision repair. The record is from RefSeq and is a predicted model, not a curated record. The transcript has 21 exons. Bases 347 to 2731 code for a protein of 794 amino acids. NCBI's taxonomy places the organism in Eukaryota, Metazoa, Mollusca, Gastropoda, Planorbidae. Gene Ontology annotation, molecular function: DNA binding; hydrolase activity; 3'-5' DNA helicase activity.
CACUUUUCUUUUUUGUUAGAUCUUGCAUUAAAAAAAUUCUGUACAUUUGAGAAACAGGAGACUACAUCUAGAUUAUCUAGAGAAUCUAGAUCUAGAUCAAGACUAGGUCUAUUAUUUUAGAUCUGUAGACUCUAGAUCUAGUUCUCUCUAUAUAAUUUAAAUAUAAUAUUAUACCGUAUAGUAAGUAAGUUAUACUACUUAUUCAACUAUGAACUAAUUGUGUAGUAGUCAAGUGUUCCAGAUCUACUAUCUACUAUAGAGUAGUCUAGAUCUAGACUAGAAAAGAAAGAUAAUCAAGAGUCAAGAGAUUCUAAAUCUAGAUUGUGAAGUGUGAAAAUUAUAAGAAAUGGCUGGAGGAAAGAGAGAUAAGAAAGAAAAAGAACAAAGGAAAUCUAAGAAGGCAAAAUAUGAAGCAGAAGUAGAUGAAGAGGAGGAAGAAGAAGAUGAAAUAGCAGAUAAAGAAGCAGUUCCAGCAUCUGCAUCUCGAGAAUGUGUAGAAGCAGCUCCAAAAGAUGAAUUUGGUGCUUUUGAUUAUAGACAAACUCUAGAGCUAAAAUCAGAUCAUAAAUCCAGACCACUUUGGAUUGCUCCAAAUGGUCAUGUGUUUUUAGAAUCGUUUUCCCCUGUGUAUCGACAUGCUCAUGAUUUUCUUAUUGCCAUUUCAGAGCCAGUAUGCAGACCAACACAUGUACAUGAAUAUAAAUUAACAGCUUAUUCCCUUUAUGCUGCUGUGUCAGUUGGAUUACAAACCAAUGAUAUAAUUGAGUACAUGCGAAGACUUUGUAAAACAACACUGCCUAGUGGCAUUGUAGAAUUUAUUAAGUUGUGUACCCUAAGCUAUGGAAAAGUGAAACUUGUACUUAAACACAACCAAUACUUUGUGGAAAGUCAAUACCCAGAUGUUCUUCAAAAGCUUUUAAAAGACCCAGUUAUUCAGCUAACUCGUAAAAAAGAAUUAGAAACUGGAGAAGUAGCAGAAGAGUUCAUAACAGGUCAGGUCACAGGAAAAUCUGCAUUACAACUAAAUAAACAGCCAUUAAGGCCAGGAGAUCAAGCAGGGCCAUCAACAGCUGCUAAUGGAAACAAUGAAGAGACCAAGGAAGAUGUUCCUGAAGAUAUUUUUGAACUUUACGAUAAAUUAGAUAAAGAGGAUGAUGAUGAAGACGAGGGUCAAUUAAAAACAGUUUCAUUUGAAGUUAAUCCUGAAGAAAUUGAAACAUUACAAAAAAGGUGCAUUGAAUUGGAACACCCUCUUUUAGCAGAAUACGAUUUCAGAAACGAUACAUUAAACCCUGAUGUUAACAUUGAUCUGAAGCCAUCCACAGUCCUCAGACCUUAUCAAGAGAAAAGUUUACGCAAAAUGUUUGGCAAUGGAAGGGCCAGGUCUGGAGUAAUUGUUUUGCCUUGUGGUGCUGGUAAAACUCUUGUAGGUGUGACAGCUGCAUGCACUGUUCGGAAGCGCUGUAUUUGUCUGGCUACUUCAGGUGUCGCUGUUGAACAAUGGCGGUCUCAGUUUAAGAUGUGGUCUACUGUUGAUGACAGUUUGAUCUGCAGAUUUACGUCAGAUGCAAAAGACAAGCCAAUGGGUUGUGCUAUUUGUAUCAGCACGUAUUCUAUGUUAGCUCAUUCAACUAAAAGAUCAUAUGAAGCUGAAAAUGUCAUGAAAUGGCUCAAAACUCAAGAAUGGGGUUUAAUGGUUCUCGAUGAAGUGCAAACAAUUCCUGCCAAAAUGUUUCGUCGAGUUCUUACAACUGUCAAUGCUCACUGUAAACUGGGAUUAACUGCCACUCUGGUCAGAGAAGAUGAUAAAAUAGCUGAUCUCAACUUUCUGAUUGGUCCAAAACUUUAUGAGGCUAACUGGAUGGAGUUGCAGAAUUUAGGCUACAUAGCUCGUGUCCAGUGUGCAGAGGUUUGGUGCCCUAUGAGCCCAGAGUUCUAUAGAGAAUAUCUCAUCAUGAAAUCUCAAAGGAAAUUACUCCUAUCAACUAUGAAUCCUAACAAAUUCAGAGCCUGUCAGUUUCUCAUUCAUUACCAUGAAAAAAGAAAUGAUAAAAUUAUUGUUUUCUCUGACAAUGUGUUUGCCCUGAAACAUUAUGCUGUUAAAUUAAACAAGCCAUAUCUUUAUGGUCCAACUAGUCAGGGAGAAAGACUUCAAAUUUUGCAGAAUUUUCAACAUAACCCAAAAGUGAACACCAUUUUUGUUUCAAAGGUUGCAGAUACCUCUUUUGAUCUUCCAGAAGCUAAUGUUUUAAUUCAAAUCUCAGCACAUGGUGGCUCUCGUAGACAAGAAGCUCAGCGUUUGGGGAGAAUUCUUAGAGCUAAAAAAGGCUCUGCUGCAGAAGAAUACAAUGCUUAUUUUUACUCCCUGGUUUCACAAGACACUAAUGAGAUGGCUUUUUCUUUGAAACGUCAAAGAUUUCUGGUCAAUCAAGGCUACAGUUACAAAGUGAUUACAAAAUUGGAAGGCAUGACUCAGGAAGAUUUAUUUUAUCGUACAAAAGAAGAGCAAGUACAACUUCUUCAAAAGGUUCUGGCUGCUUCGGAUGAAGAUGCUGAGGAAGAAAGAGCCUUAGGAGAAUUUCCAAGUAAAUCUUCGUUUAAUCGCAAAGUUGGUAGCAUGCAAUCAUUGUCAGGUGCUGAUGAUGCCAUCUAUAUGGAAUAUUCUGGUAAAGGUCGAACCAAAAAAUCUGACCAUAUCCAUCCAUUGUUUAGAAAAUUUAAGAAAGUGUAGUUUAUUUUCUUUGCAAAACAUUGAUACCUACUUUUUCCUAAUUUUUGUGAAUCUAUAAGCAAAGCAUUUUUCUGAAAACCUCUGAUCAUGUGUGGGUGUGUUUUGAAUAACAGUGUUAAAAUAUUUUUGGUCUGAAUGAUAUCUUAAAAUGUUUAUUAAUUUUGUAUAUAAUAAUUGUGUAUGUAUUUCCAUUGAAAAUAUAUUAAUUUUGUGCAAAACACUUAAGUUCAUGUGUUGUUGAUGACGAUUGAAUUGAAAAAGUUAAAAUAAAAACCAAGUGGAAAAAAAAACAAAA